AUGGAGGCAUUAGAAACUAGUAUAAACUACUGGGAAGACGCGCUGGCAGCGUUCUCUCUAGGCGCGCGAGGAGGAGUAUCUGGUACACUCGCGCUCACUUCACCUGAAGAAGCAGAGUUUUGUAGAGAAAUACAGGAACUCCUGCAAAAUGCCUAUCUCUUGCAGGAACGUUGCGAGCUACUAUUCCUGGACCAGCGGUCGGUGCUGUUCCGGUCGGAGAGCGGCGGCGGUGGCGGUGGCGGUGUUGUCGGCGGGGGCGAGGGCGGGGAGGCGAUGGCCGGUCGGCGCGUGCGCCUGCUGUCCACACACACCGGCUCCUCGCACACACGCCGCGAACAUCACUCUAGCAUUGAAUCUUUUGCUUCCGCUGAAGAUCAGGUGGCAGAUCUAAGAGAUUUCGACGAUCUAACUGAAGCUUUACCAGAAUUAGAAAAUUUUGAGUUGUAUCAGGCAGCAGUCAAACACUUUGAAAAUGGUAUUCCUUACAGAACGCUACGGACGGAGGUGGUACAAUGCAGUUCAGACAGUGAGUUCCUGUGCAAGCUGCACUGUCUCCGCCAGGCCUUUACCCAAGUGUUCAGGGACGCGGCCGUCUGGGCCUGGUUCGUGGACGCCGGCCGGCAAGUCCUCACUGACCUACUGCUGUUUGCUGACAAGGAACCGAAGGAGUUCCUUGUAGCUUAUGAAGAGAUGGUCUCGUGGGCGACGGAUGGCUCAAACUGGGCAACCAUUGAAAGUGAACUCACUACUAAAGGUGUUAAGGCGCUAACAUUCUACGACGUGGUGCUGGACUACAUCCUGCUGGACGCGUUUGAGGACCUCGCCUCCCCUCCCUCCUCAGUGCUCGCAGUCGUACGUAACCGGUGGCUCUCAGAUGGAUUUAAAGAAAGUGCUCUAACAACAGCCGUGUGGUCCGUUAUUAAAGCUAAGCGACGAUAUCUACAGUACCCUGACGGCUUCAUGGCACAUUUCUACUCCAUCUCGGAGCAUCUGUUGCCUGUUCUGGUGUGGGGUUUCUUGGGACCCAACGAGCGGCUUCGCGACGUGUGCGAGAGCUUUCAGUCAGAGAUUGUCGGCUUUAUAGCAGACCUAUUUAACUUCCAAAAGAGUCGCUACACAAAUGUGGACGACCUCUCUGUGGAUAUACUUCAGCAUGCCAGGUUAAGAUGCGCCAACAUUACUGAUAAGUUAGCGGAAAGAAAUUAA
Molecule: messenger RNA, 1206 nt
Organism: Arctia plantaginis
Lineage: Eukaryota; Metazoa; Arthropoda; Insecta; Lepidoptera; Erebidae
Source: the annotation of a GenBank genome assembly